This is a messenger RNA of Spea bombifrons (plains spadefoot toad), 2718 nucleotides long. RefSeq names its product matrix metallopeptidase 15 (gene MMP15). Gene Ontology annotation, molecular function: zinc ion binding; metalloendopeptidase activity. Gene Ontology annotation, cellular component: extracellular matrix. Gene Ontology annotation, biological process: extracellular matrix organization; collagen catabolic process; proteolysis. The record is from RefSeq and is a predicted model, not a curated record. The transcript has 10 exons. Bases 126 to 2018 code for a protein of 630 amino acids. NCBI's taxonomy places the organism in Eukaryota, Metazoa, Chordata, Amphibia, Anura, Pelobatidae.
GUGCCUGGCCGCAUGCGCUGUAAGAGGUCGGGGACUGUGGGGGGGCGAGCAGGGAGUGUCUCACUUUGUCCGGGCUCGGGACGAGACGAAGGGAAAACAGAAAGGGGACAGUCUGAGCCCCUGCCAUGGCAGCUGGUGUGUGCGGGGGGCCCUCAAUCCGAACCGGAGCCCCCCUACUGACCUGGGGCCUCCUCCUCCUGCUGCUUUACUGUCCCGCACACCUCGCAACCACAGAAGGGGACUCUAAAGCGGAGGCCUGGUUGCGGCUCUAUGGGUACCUUCCUCAGGGCAGCCGGCAGAUGUCCACCCUCCGCUCUGCGCAGAUCCUGGCCUCGGCCGUCUCCGAGAUGCAGGCGUUCUACGGGAUCCCGGUGACCGGGGAACUCGACCAAACCACCAAAGAGUGGAUGCAGCGGCCUCGCUGCGGUGUUCCGGAUCAGUUUGGGACUCGUGGCAAAUCAAAUAUGCGAAUGAAGCGUUACGCGCACACAGGACGCAAGUGGAGCCACAAGAAGCUCACGUUUAGCAUCAAGAACUACUCUCAUAAGGUGGGAGCCGACAGUUCCUUCCAAGCCAUCCGCAGGGCCUUCGCGGUGUGGGCUGGCGUGACCCCGCUGACCUUUCAGGAAGUGCCGUACGAACCCGGGCUACCGCGCCAGACCGCCGCGGACAUCCUCAUCCUCUUUGCCUCCGGUUUCCAUGAGGAUAGCUCCCCCUUUGACGGCCCUGGUGGUUUCCUGGCACAUGCCUAUUUUCCAGGACCAGGCAUGGGGGGAGACGCUCAUUUCGACUCGGACGAGCCGUGGACUGUUGACAACGCGGAUCUCUCAGGGAACCACCUGUUCCUGGUGGCUGUUCACGAGCUGGGCCACUCGCUGGGAUUAGAGCAUUCCAACAACCCAACGGCCAUCAUGGCUCCUUUCUACCAGUGGAUGGACACGGAAGAAUUCCAGCUGCCUGAUGAUGAUAGGCGUGGGAUACAGCAACUUUAUGGACUUCCUGAGGAUCAGGUUCCCCUCACCCCAUCUAUCAUCCCACCCACUGAGAAUCCUGACAAGAGGCCCCCAAGACCACCUCCUAGGGGCAAGCCGGAGCAGCCCGGGGCAGCCCCCCCACCCCGCAGCCCAUCCAGGCCCGAUCAGUACGGGCCAAACAUCUGCGAAGGCAACUUUGAUGCAGUCAGCGUGCUGCGAGGAGAGAUGUUUGUGUUCAAGGGAGGCUGGUUUUGGAGGGUCCGCCAUAACCGAGUUCUCGACAACUACCCAAUGCCGAUUGGCCACUUCUGGCGGGGUCUUCCAGCAAAUAUAACAGCCGCUUACGAGAGGCACGAUGGGAAGUUCGUCUUCUUCAAAGGAGAGAAGUUCUGGCUGUUUCGAGAGGCAAAUCUGGAAAGCGGGUACCCUCAGCCCCUCGGCAGCUUCGGAUACGGGAUUCCCUACGACCGAGUCGACGCGGCCAUCUGGUGGGAGCCCAUGGGCCACACUUACUUAUUCCGUGGAGACAAAUACUGGCGUUUUAAUGAAGAGACCCGUUCAGCAGAUGAGGGUUACCCCAAACCUAUCAGUGUCUGGGCCGGGAUUCCAGACACCCCAAAAGGCGCCUUCCUGAGUGCCGACGCGUCCUACACCUACUUCUAUAAAGGCGCCAGCUACUGGAAGUACGAUAAUCGGCGGCUGAAGACGGAGCCGGGAUACCCCAAGUCUAUUCUGCAGGACUUCAUGGGCUGCAAGGAGGACGUGUUGAAAGAGCCGGACGCGGCCCCCCGCUGGCCGGAUGCAGACCUUCCACCAUUUAACCCUGACGUGGAGUCAGAUGACAAGCAUGACAAGGACGGGGAUGGUGGCGUGACGGUCCUCGUCAGUGAGUACACGUGGGCUGUCAGUGUUGCCAUGGUUAUGGUGCCACUUCUCCUACUUGUGUGUGUUUUGGGACUGAUUUAUGUCAUUAUUCAGCUGCACAGGAAAGGACCGUCUAAAGCCUUACGAUACUGCAAGCGCUCCCUCCAGGAGUGGGUCUGAACGUGCGCGGCGCCCUCUGUCUCCAGCUUAUCGUUCUUUUUUUUUGUGGUGCUGAUGCGGGGAGGUCGGGGCAGGAGGGGUUUGUGUCCUUCUCCUUCUUUCCAUUCCAUCCUUUGCAUUGGAGGUGGGCACGGGACUUCAUGUCUGUCAGGGAGACGUUUAUACCCCCCCCCGAGUAUUGCGGGGGGGGGUAUAAAUUAGGGUGCCCCCCACCUGGAAGUGCAGCUAACCUGCGUGUAGCAAUUGCCCGAUUCCUUUUGGUUUUACACUGUGAUUUUAAGGGUACAUUUCCUAGAAACAUUAUGCGUUAGAAAAGCCCGCCGGGCCGUGACUGCCGGGGGCCGCCUGCCCGCUGCCCGUUACCAGUGAUUGUUCCUCAAGCCGCGAGGCCGUGAGAUAUUUAUGCCACUCGUUUUGCACUGGAGAGAAAAGUCUCGAUGACGUUAGAUGACAGCCUUUAUUGCGCGUACCGCCGGCUCGCCUGUCCCGGGGAGGAAGAGGGGCCGCUCGCUCUGAGCCUCUGUUCACCCUGCGCAGCCUCGGGGGCCGGGCCGGAGAAGUUGCUCGUACGCAGUUUCCAUACCUGUUGGUUCUCGGGGUCUGUGUCUGAAAUUCUAACACAAAGGGCUAAAGAGUUUUACGGUUUCUGUGUGAUUUCAGUUUAAAAAUCCUCGUUUAUUAAAGUUUUUGGUUUUUUUAA